AUGGGCACCGUUUUCAAGGCGCUUGCCGCCUGCUUCUUCUUCCUCGGGAGCUUGCAUGCUUCAGAGGUCAUCAGCAGCGAUGGCGAUGAAAGGCAGAAGCAGGUGUACAUCGUGUACAUGGGGCAUCAGCCGCAUGAGCCGUCAGAGUUGGCAGGUGGUGGUUUCUCUGCACCAAAAGCUGCUCAUCACGGGCUGCUCAACCAGGUCCUCCAUGAUGGCAGCGACGCUAUGGACAGGAUCAUCUACAGCUACACUAGGAGCAUCAAUGGAUUCGCAGCCAGGCUGACCGAGGAGGAGAAACAGAAGCUGUCCGGUACGGAUGGUGUAGUGUCCGUCUUCCCAAGCCGGACGUACCAACUCCAGACCACGAGAUCAUGGGACUUCCUCGGCUUCCCCGAGACGGCGCGCCGGAGCCUGCCUACGGAGGCGGAGGUCAUCGUCGGCAUGAUCGACACCGGCGUGUGGCCGAACUCCCCGUCCUUCUCCGACGAGGGCUUCGGCCCGCCGCCGAGCCGGUGGAAGGGCGCCUGCCAAAACUUCACCUGCAACAACAAGAUCAUUGGCGCACGCGCGUACAGGCAAGGCUACACGGGCCUGUCGCCCGUGGACACCGCCGGCCACGGCACCCACACGGCGUCGACGGUGGCCGGGCGGGUGGUGGAGAACGUCGGCCUCGCCGGGCUGGCCGCCGGCUCGGCGCGCGGCGCGGUGCCGGGCGCCAGGCUCGCGGUGUACAAGGCGUGCUGGGACGACUUCUGCCGCAGCGAGGACAUGCUGGCGGCGUUCGACGACGCCGUCGCCGACGGCGUCGACCUCAUCUCCUUCUCCAUCGCGCGCACGCUCCCGCUGCCCUACUUCGAGGACGUGGUGGCCAUCGGGGCGUUCCACGCAAUGAGGCGUGGGGUGCUCACCUCCGCGGCGGCCGGCAACUCCGCGCUUGACGGAGGCCGCGUCGACAAUGUCGCGCCGUGGAUCCUCUCCGUCGCUGCCAGCAGCACCGAUCGCCGGCUCGUGGGGAAGCUUGUCCUCGGCAACGGCAAGACCAUUGUGGGAGCCUCCAUUAACAUCUUCCCCAAACUAAAGAAAGCCCCGCUCGCCCUCCCGAUGAACAUCAACGGCUCCUGUGAACCGGAGUCACUGGCCGGACAAUCAUACAAGGGGAAGAUCCUUCUCUGCGCGAGUGCAGGCGACGGCACGGGCCCUCUCCUCGCUGGCGCCGCCGGCGCAGUCAUCGUCACCGCGCAGCCCGACAUCGCCUUCCUGCUGCCCCUCCCUGCGCUGAAGAUCACCGGGGACCAAUUCACCGAAAUCAUGGCCUACGUCAACGAGACACGCCAUCCUGUGGGCACGAUACACAGCACCGAAACGGCCUUCGACUCCAAGGCGCCCAUCGUCGCCUCCUUCUCAUCCAGAGGGCCAAACUUGAUCAGCCCAAGGAUUCUCAAGCCCGACCUGGCCGCGCCGGGGAUCGACAUCCUGGCAGCAUGGACGCCGCUGUCGCCGGUGUUCGGGAACCUCAAGGACAACAGGUUCGCGGCAUACAGCAUCGACUCAGGCACGUCCAUGGCGUGCCCCCACGCCACUGGCGUCGCGGCGUACGUCAAGUCCUUCCACCGCGACUGGUCGCCGGCGAUGAUCAUGUCAGCUCUCAUCACCACAGCUACGCCGAUGGACCCGUCGCGCAACCCAGGCGGCGGCGAGCUCGUCUACGGCGCGGGGCAGCUCAACCCGUCGCAGGCGCGCGCCCCCGGCCUCGUGUACGACGCGCGCGAGGACGACUACGUCCGCAUGCUGUGCGCGGAGGGGGGUACCACCGCCGACCUCAACUACCCGACGAUGGCGCACCACGCCAAGCCGGGUAAGAACUUCACCGUCCACUUCCCGCGCACCGUCACCAACGUCGGGGCGCCGUGCUCCGUGUACACCGCCAAGAUCGCCGGCUUGGGGCCAUACGUCAGAGUCGCCGUCAAGCCGAGGAAGCUGGCGUUCAGCAGGCUGCUUCAGAGGUUGUCGUUCACCGUGACGGUCUCCGGCGCCCUGCCGGAUGCGAACGAGUUCGUGUCGGCUGCUGUCGUGUGGUCUGAUGGUGUGCGUCAGGUUAGGAGUCCGAUUAUUGUGCACACGGUUGAUGUUGAGUACACACCAAAUUGA
Miscanthus lutarioriparius is the source of this 2151-nucleotide messenger RNA. NCBI's taxonomy places the organism in Eukaryota, Viridiplantae, Streptophyta, Magnoliopsida, Poales, Poaceae. The record is from the annotation of a GenBank genome assembly.